AUGAUGAGUACUACUGCAAACUCUUCGUCGCCAUCAACAUUCCAAUCUCAGGAGAAGUCGCUGUGGGAAGCGGCGCUGCGAAAGCUCCCGGACAGUGAGAGGUUGCUCAUAAUCGUUGAAAAUGGCAACAAGCUCGAAAUUCUUCACCAGAUACUGGCCCUUGCUGAAGGAAAGAAGGAGAUUUGUCUCCAGAGAAGGUGGAAAUUCAAGAAGAAGGAAGGCGAAAUCGUCAUUAUUCGCGACAAGCUGGAAAAGAUAACGACAUGGAUUACCAGGUUCAAUGAAGUUGGAUCGACAGUUGUCCAGUAUGACCCGCUACAUGCCGCUGUGCCGUGGGCUGGGAUCCUUAUUAUUCUCCAGGUUGCGAUGAAUGACGCCCAGACGUUUGGGGCUAUGGUUGAUGGGGUGGAAAGGGUAUCCAGCAUCCUUCCAAGUAAGAAAUUGUCAGAUGUUGAAUCUUGCCUCCUCAUUGUUCAGCUGGAAGAGACUGAGGCGACAAGUGCCAAAACUGAAAAGAUCACACAAUAUCUUUCCGCCUUGGGAAAACCAAUCAUCAGAUCUUCCGCCCAGCUUACCGAGCUUCACAAAAGCCUGAGCCGACAAGAGAAGACAAGAAUACUCAACUGGCUGUCUCAGAUAAAUACGCGAUAUCAUCAUCAGUUAGAAGGAAAGGACCACCUUCCAGGAUCUGGAAACUGGCUGUUAGAGCAUCCAGAGUUCAUUCGCUGGCAGGAUACGAGUUCAUCAGCUAUCCUGUGGCUCCAUGGGAUUCCUGGUUGUGGAAAAACAAAGCUUGCGCAUAGGAUUGUCCAGAAACUGCUCCAAGACAACACCCUGUCGCCAAAUCCUGCCCCUGUCGCCUAUUUCUAUUGUGCUAGAAAUCCGGCUGAACCUAAUCGUAGCAGUCCUGAUGAAGUCUUCCGAAGUAUUUUGAAGCAACUAUCAAUCAAUGACCAAGGAGAGAUCAAGGAUAUCAUUGUGAAAGAAUUCAAGGCUAGAGACAAAGAGUCAGAGUUAUAUGACACGGAUAUAUUGUCCUUGAGUCCAUCAGACACUCAAGACAUGAUGUCACGCCUUUUUGAACGAGAUCCAGCAACGAUCGUUAUAGAUGCACUCGAUGAAUGCGAUCCGGCUCGGAGGCAUAAACUAUUAUCUGCAUUGGGUGAUAUACUCAGGCAGUCACCCAGUGUUAUCAAGAUCAUGGUCACCAGCAGGGAUGAUGGAGACAUUUGCUGUCACCUGUCAAGCUCCCCAAACAUCUAUAUUCGAGCAGAUGACAACCGCCUGGAUAUAGAGAGGUUUAUCGAUUAUACACUAUCUCAGGCUCUAGCUAAUAAGAGGCUUCUCCACGGGAAGAUGCUCAAUGAUUUAGUUCAAGAGGUGUCAAUUACACUAAAAGACAAAGCACAGGGCAUGUUCAGAUGGGUUACACUUCAGAUCGACAACCUGUGUGAUAGUGGACGCAUCAAAAUCGAAAGCGACGUGAGAGAAGAGGUCGGCCAGCUCCCACAAACCCUCAGAGAGUCUUACGAUCGAAGCUACCGUCACAUCCUAGACCUUUCACGACCAAGUCGUGUUUUGGCUGAGCGGGUCUUCAAGUGGCUGCUAUGCGCGCAGAAGCUUAUGACAACUGAGGAACUCGUGGCGGCAAUCAUAUUUGCUUCCGAGCAUCAUUUCAUUUCAAGUAAGAACAUUCUCGAUAUUUGCUACAAUAUGGUGGUAAUCGACGAUCAAGGUGAUGCGUUCGAAGACUGGGUGUCUGAUGUAUGGAAUCUUCAUCAGUCUUCACAGGCUUUUGAAGUAGAGGAAUGGCUGCUCGAGAGACUCGAGUGUAUCGCAAGCCCGUCAGCAUCACCCUUGUUCCUAGCUUGUACAUUUGGACUUGUCUGGCUUCUUGACAUGAUGCAAGCAUCAAAAUGGACAGAAUGGGACCUUUUGAAUUAUCGAAAUGAGGGAGCCAUUCUAUUAGCUUGCAAAUGGGGGAAUGUCCAAGUCCUGACCUGGAUCCUUGAGCAAUUGACAAUCUCCCCGAGUACCAUGGUCGAGGCUCUAUCGGUUGCUAUUGAGUGCGAACGUCAUGACAUAGCGAAGAGGCUCAUUGAGCAGGGAGCCAAUGCUUAUGGAGAAGUUCAGGCCAAGAAUAGCCCUCUCCUUGCUGCAACUGUUGCUGGAUCUGUGGAUAUUGUCUCCUCCAUUUUGAGCGAAAACAAACAGUUCGAAGCUCAUGCCUUUGCUGAAGCCAUGGCCUUUGCUUACACCAAGGAUCGUGAUGAUUUAUUUCAAAUAUUCUGGAAACGUUGUACGAGUUUAAAGGCUUGCCACUAUUUCCAGCUGGUUUUGGCUAUACAGGAGAUAGUCUUGAAAGACAACCCAUUUGUGCACGGGUUGCAGGACCUCGAGGAGCUGUUCGGCGCUUUACUCGAAUUCUCUCGCCAUUCUAGGCUACCGGGGCUGCAUCUUAUUUAUCAAUUGUACGGGAUUAUGGGUGACAGUUUUCAAAAUCUAGGCGUUCUCCGGAACGGAACGCUGAUAGCAUCCAGUCCUGUUACCUCCGAAGAUGUCAGUCGGAUGCUGGUUGAGCGGCGGACCAACCCCCCUCGAGAAGACUUGUAUAAUUUUCUUGCCAGCGCUUUGAGCUUAGCCGGCGAUAAUAUCGAAGUGUUUGAAAUGCUAUUAGACUUGGGAGCGGCUAGUGUCCGAGGAUUAACGGAGUAUCUUUGUCUGGACAAAAGUGAGGAGAUUAUUCUUGGUCACUGGGAGGAAGUGUGGCACUUCUUCGAUCUUCUUCGAGAACCCAAUGCCGAGAUCGCCAGCAAGAAGAUGAGGCUCUUACUGGAUCACGGCCUCAACAUCAAUGUCACGGACCACAACGGGAGAACCCCCUUGAUGCUGGCAACGAAGUCACGUCCCUCUAUCAGAUUGGACACUUUGCUCGGGGGGCAUGCAAAUAUUGAGUUGUUCGACCAUAAGGGGCAAAAUGCGUUAGCACAUGCUCUGAAUCACGAGAACGAGCCGGCUAUGGCCACGUUAAUCGACCAUGGUGCAGAUGCCAAUUCAUCCGUUUCCGCAAACAGCUACAUUUCGGCCCUGCAGUUUGUUACCUCCAAUGUCUGCAAUUAUUCACUAAUCGAUAUAUUGCGCGAAAAGAAUGCUCGUCGACCAGGUCAUGUCGCUAUCGAUGAUUAUCUCAAUGUGCCCUUCCUUGCGUCAGUAUCAACGUCCUGUAAGGAGUGUGUUGCUGUCAGGAAUGGCGGCGUAUGA
Molecule: messenger RNA, 3261 nt
Organism: Trichoderma aggressivum f. europaeum
Lineage: Eukaryota; Fungi; Ascomycota; Sordariomycetes; Hypocreales; Hypocreaceae
Exons: 3
Coding region: 1-3261 (1086 amino acids)
Molecular function (GO): protein binding
Source: RefSeq, a predicted model, not a curated record